This is a messenger RNA of Schistocerca serialis cubense, 4004 nucleotides long. Its product is annotated as tyrosine-protein kinase transmembrane receptor Ror-like. The transcript is spliced from 12 exons. Gene Ontology annotation, molecular function: ATP binding; transmembrane receptor protein tyrosine kinase activity; protein binding. Gene Ontology annotation, cellular component: signaling receptor complex; membrane. The record is from RefSeq and is a predicted model, not a curated record. Gene Ontology annotation, biological process: multicellular organism development; positive regulation of kinase activity; cell surface receptor protein tyrosine kinase signaling pathway. Bases 98 to 2791 code for a protein of 897 amino acids. Lineage: Eukaryota; Metazoa; Arthropoda; Insecta; Orthoptera; Acrididae.
UGCGGCUUGCAGCAGUAUAGGUGUAGGUGAAGUUUUGUUAUUUACAUUUUGAGAGGACGCAAACAAAGUGAAUGUUUGAAUGAAAUGACAUGCCAGUAUGUGGAAUCUGUGCUACAUUCAAAUUUUAAUUAUGGUUAUAGACGUUUUUGGAAGUCCACAGGAGGAUUUAAUGGCGAAUGAUACGUCAUGCUGUAUCGAUGACCUAACUUCACAGCCUGAACAGGAUAAAAAUUCAUUAUCAGAUAAUUUAUUAGGAGCAGAAAAUUUCAGGCAAGAUGCAUUACCUGAAAACAUGACUUUGCUUGAGGGAAAAGCUGUACAAGCCACAAGUGAACGUAUUCAUCAGAUGCCAGUGGAUGAGGGAUUUUGUGAGGUGUACCAAGGAAAAACAUGCAGCACAUUUCUUGCAAAUAAAAGUGUGUACAUUCCUCUUGCACAGACCCAGAUUAUGCUAGAGCGUAAGUUGGAGAAAGCAUUUAUGGUUGUCACAACUUCAAAAGAUCUUUCAAAAGGUUGUGAAGCCUUUGCAAGACCUUCUUUAUGCUAUUCUGCAUUUCCAUUGUGUCACAUGUCAAGUUGUGUUCCUGAAAAUGGAAAGGAGAACUGUAAACCAGGUGCACGACCUAGGCGUAUUUGUAGAGAAGAUUGUGAAAUUUUGGAAAAUGAAAUGUGCAGUAUGGAAUAUGCAAUUGCCAAAAGACAUCCCUUGAUUGGGCAACAGGUACAGUUACCUGAAUGUGAUCAUUUACCUGUACAAGGAUCUCAGGCAAGCAAGGACUGUAUAAGUCUUGGUAUUCAACGUGCAGGAAACAUUGAGCCAAGUGAAACCUGCUAUUGGGGUCGUGGCGAGUCAUAUCGAGGAGUAGCGGAGACCACCUCUAUAGGUCGUUGCUCAUUGUGGAGUCAUCAGUUCAGUUAUAAAUCUUCUGAUCAUCCAGAAAUAGGUGGUGGGCACAAUUAUUGCAGAAAUCCUGGUGGGGUGGAACCCAAACCUUGGUGCUUCAUUGUUAAUGAUGAACAGUUUAGAAAAGAGCCAUGUGAUAUUCCUCAAUGCGUGCAAAGCUUGUGGCUAUACAUAACCAUAGCUUCAGUUGCAUUUGUCAUCAUCAUCAUAGCAUUUUUGCUGUAUUGUUUCUGUCUCCGUCAGUCGCCAAGAUCCAAUACAAAUCAAAAUUUCAAUGAACCGCAAGGUAUUAAGAUUGCUGCUCUCAAAUCGUCAUUAAAUUCUUCUCCUAAUAAAUCAAACAAUAAAAACAAUUGUAACACCAGCUACAACCAGAUGAUGGAAAUGAACCUGUUGCUUCCAGCAACUAGAGAAGCUGAAGAAACUGUGUCAGCAGGCUUGAGGGCACGUGAAUAUGAACUGAAAGACGUGAAAUUUUUGCAAGAACUUGGAGAAGGGGCGUUUGGGAAAGUUUAUAAAGGGGAGGUGACAACCGGUGAUACUGGUGAUACACCUUUGCUUGUCGCAAUAAAAACUCUGAAGGAAAAUGCUACUCCAAAGACACAGGCAGACUUUAGAAGAGAGGUGGAACUAAUGACUGAUCUACGGCAUUCCAAUAUUGUAUGUCUACUUGGAGUUGUUAUGAGGGGCGAACCACUAUGUAUGUUGUUUGAGUACAUGACACAGGGUGACCUUCAUGAAUUCCUAAUUUGCCACUCACCUCGCUCUGAUGUGUCAGCAUUUAAUGAUGAAGGGAAUAAUCAUGUUCUGGACCAGAAUGACUUUUUGCAUAUUGCAAUGCAAAUAGGCGCAGGGAUGGAGUACUUAUCGAGCCACCACUAUGUUCACAGAGACUUAGCUGCUAGAAAUUGUCUGGUUGGAGAUAACCUUACUGUUAAAAUUUCUGAUUUUGGUCUAUCAAGGGAUGUUUACUCUUCGGACUACUACAGAGUUCAGUCAAAAUCUCUGCUACCUGUUAGAUGGAUGCCAUCAGAAUCUAUUCUCUAUGGGAAAUUCACAACUGAAAGUGAUGUAUGGAGCUAUGGUGUGGUUCUUUGGGAGAUUUAUAGUUAUGGUCUACAGCCAUACUAUGGUUACAGUAACCAAGAAGUAAUAGACAUGAUUCGUUCUCGUCAGCUUCUUCCAUGCCCCGAAGACUGUCCGUCAAGUAUAUAUUCACUUAUGAUUGAAUGCUGGCAUGAAAUACCAAACCGCAGGCCAUCCUUUCCCGAAAUAAAUGCAAGACUGCUUUCUCUGUGUAAAACCUCUCCAGGAAGUUGCAGCAGAUUAAUGAAUCAUUGUCUUUCAGGAAAAACGCCAGAACAUGAACAUUCAGUAAGCUGUGCAAGUUCACCAAGUAAAAACAUUGUAGAUUUUGAAAACUACCCUUUUCAUGCUGAUAGUGCAGGAUUGAAUUCUGAACACUACAAAAAGGCAUGUAAUUCAUCGUCAUGCUCAUCUCCAAAUUUUGAACAUCGUCAAAUACAAGGUAUGCCCCGGUAUUCUAGUGAAUCGAGUGGUCAGUUUCAUUAUAUUUCAGCUCCGAAGACAACAGCACAAAUUAAUAGCAACCAGCAUUCGUUACCUGUAUAUCAUGAAAUGCAAGUGGAUGAAGCACCACAGCAGAAGUGUCAGAACAUUGUUCAGCAUCUUGCACAUAAUGCAAACUUCCACAUAGGUGUUGUGCAGCCCAUGUGUUCAUCAACAAAGCCAUUGUCUCAGGAAACUGGGAACAUAAGACACCAGAGUAAAUAUUCAAAUAGUGCUCCAGCACAGAUUAUAGUGAGACUACCAUCACCACACACAAAACAGGGCAACAGACAUGAUUCAAAAAUAUCAGAUAUUUGAUCAUUUCUUGCCGGCAGUGUACUGCUUGUUAUAAUAUGAAAAUGCACUUAAGCCAAAAUGCAGUUACUAGUCAGGUGUUUGGAAAUUACAAGUGUUACUGACUGCCUUUUAUAGCAGACCUUUUGAUAAAAUUCUCUCUUGGAAGCAGCUCAGCAACAAAAAAGGAUUGUUACAGUUUACAAGAGAGAAGUUCCACAAUAAAUAAGCAAAUAAAAGAAAAAUUCAGGACACCAUUGUAACAAAUCUUGUAAGAAAAAAAGACUGGUGAUCUCCAUUCGCAGAUUUCCUGCUAACUGGAGCUCAUACUUUAUUGUGACAGAUAAGUUUUAAUUUUGCCACAGAUUUGAAAAAAAGUUUCAAUUUCAUAUCCCUUGUAAGAUAUUUCAUAUUUUAUUUUUGUAUGUAAAUAAUAAACAUUUGACUUAAAUGUAUAAAAUAAAUUAACUGCUCUAAGAUCUGGAUGAAGUGUAUGGAGAACUUGUGAAGAGUGACUGCAGUAUUUAUUAAAAGCAUUUAUAUGUUUUAUGUUGACAACAUUGUACAUUGUGUUGUAUUUUAGAAGUGUACUUACUUUCCAUACUAGUGAGAAACAAUCAUAUCGGCAGCUUUUUUAAAAUUUAUUAUUUUGUAUAUUUGUGUAUAUGAAUAUAGGGUAACGCUUCCCAGAAUUUAUAUCCAUAUCAACUUCAUGUUGCCUUUUAUUUGAUGACUAGUUUUGUAGUUCUGUGAUCAUCUGUAACAGAGAGACACUUUGUUGUAAGUUUUAAUUUCAUGUUAUAUUUAUUUUAAUUAAUUAGAUAUUUCUUAAUAUCAUUUGUCAGUUUGGUAGGUGCUGUGUGAUGUAAUAUGCAAUUUCCAGUCUGCUUGUGGACAACUUGACUGAAUACGUUUAAUUAAAAUAAAUUUAUUUCAUAAUCGUCAAUAUCAAUGAAAUAUGCAUUGUAUGUGAUUUGUAAUACAGAUCUCUUUUUGAUUCAUUACUUUUGUGUGGAACAUUAUAGAAAUGCUGAAAUACUCGGUUGCCUGACUGGGACCACUGAUGCACUGCUCUAUAUUUCUUUUGUUGCAUCUCAUGUUAGGAAAUCAUGAACAACUGUACACUCUGUGAUGCACGCAUUUUGUAGUGUAUUGACUGUGAAUAUUCAUGCCUCACAGUAAGCAAGAAAAAAUCAGUUUUAUGCGUAUUUAUUCCCAGGGUCUGUGUUAUAAUAAA